Neoarthrinium moseri is the source of this 1560-nucleotide messenger RNA. RefSeq lists its product as uncharacterized. The record is from RefSeq and is a predicted model, not a curated record. Gene Ontology annotation, biological process: carbohydrate metabolic process. The transcript has 3 exons. Lineage: Eukaryota; Fungi; Ascomycota; Sordariomycetes; Amphisphaeriales; Apiosporaceae. The coding region runs from base 1 to 1560 and encodes 519 amino acids.
AUGCCCCGGAGCUAUGCCAAAUCGCUGUUUGCGGCUGCAGCGUGUCUCGCCGCCACAUCGGCCGCCGCAUCAUGCCCCAACUACGCCGACUACUCGAGAACGUACCAUGAGCCGGCCUCCGAAGGCGCGUUCCGGCUGAGCUCCAUGCGGCCGGAACCGGCGUGCCGGACCUUCAACUCGACCGGCGUCGAAGAUGCGAUCCAGCGGCUCAAGGGCCAAAUUUGGGACCCCGACCUGUUCCGGCUCUUUGAGAACACGUUCCCCAACACCCUCGACACGGCCAUCAAGUGGAGGGGCGUCGCCGCCAACAACACCGAGGAAGAGCUCUGCUUCGUGAUUACCGGCGACAUCAACGCCAUGUGGGUGAGAGAUAGCGCGAAUCAGAUUGCACCGUACAAGGCCGUAAUGAAGAGUGCGUCUGAUGACAUCGCAUCCGUAUUCCGUGGCGUCAUCAACCUCCAGGCUCGGUAUCUGGUCGUCAGUCCGUAUUGCAACGCCUUUCACCCCCCAGUCGAGGCCAAUAUGCCGGCCGGCGGCAGUGGCGGCGUUUACAGCGUCACACCCCCAUACGAUCGCAAGUUCGUCUUUACCUGCAACUUUGAGUUGGACGACUUCGGGGGUUUCUUGCAGCUGUCUCAUGACUACUACACUGCGACCGGUGACGUGAGCUUCUUCGGCAAGUUUCAAUGGAUCUACGCCAUUCAGUCUAUCAUGGCUGCGUCGGAAGCCAUGAGGCAGCCUAGCUAUGGGCCAGGUGGUGAAUGGCUCAAGCCAGCGUACACGUUCCAGUCCCAGACCAUGUCGGCAUUCGGGACGCUGGGGAACAAUGGCAUGGGCAAUCCCAUAAACGAUACCGGCCUCAUCCGAUCACCCUUUCGGCCAAGUGAUGACUCGGCCACUUUCGAUCUACUAAUUCCGGGAAACAUGAUGAUGGCGCGGUAUCUCAACUCGACGGCGGACAUCAUGGAACGGCUCCCCAACGCGCCCAAAGGACUGGCCCAGCAGAUGCGAGACAUGGCCGAUGAGGUGCGGGAAGCAAUCAAGGACUAUGGUAUCGUCACUGGGCCGCACGGAAAGAGAAUGUACGCGUACGAGGUCGACGGCUUCGGAGGAAGGAUCCUCAUGGACGACGCCAAUAUCCCCUCGCUCCUGUCUGCGCCGUUCCUUGGCUUCCUGGAGAAGGACGAUGAGAUCUACAAAAACACGAGGGAGUUUGUGCUGAGCCGGAAGAAUCCUUGGUAUUGCUCCGGCCCUGUCAUCAACACGGUUGGCAGUCCACACAUCAGACCAGGCGCCGCCUGGCCGAUGGCGGCCAUCAUGGCCAUCAUGACCACUGAUAACGAUGGCGAGAUCAUCAGGAGUUUGAAAGAGUUGGUGCAGAGCACCGACGGCCUGGGUCUGAUCCACGAGAGCGUCGAUAGCUUCAGUGCCAGCAGAUGGACUAGACAAUGGUUCACAUGGGCCAAUGGUUUAUUCGGACAGAUGAUCUUGGACCUAGAGCAGCGGAAACCUUUCCUCCUCCAAGAGAGCUUCCAGCCAAUUUUCAUCGACAAAGAGUGA